AUGGAGUUCAAGGAGACUUUCACACUUCUAAUGCAGGUCUUGUUUCGCUAUCGAUACGCUGAGCCAGUGCCGCGCCGCGCAGAGGUCGCCGCCUGCGGACUCUGUGACGCCGAGGCACGGCAGCAGCGACGGGCGAAAGCCGAGGACCCAGACAAGGCCGUGGCCGUGGUCUUCUGCGUCAUGUCCAGAAGAUCCGCACACGAACUGCGUCAGGUGCUUCGCGACACCUGGGGGCGCAGCCUGGUGGAGAAGGCACCUGCUGUGGUCCAGCGAUUCUUCGUUGGCACAGCCGCCAAUGAGUCCCACCAGCUGCACGACCUCGACAAGGGCGACGUCGUGGAGCUGCCGGUUGUGGAGUCAUAUCGAACCCUGAACCUCAAGGCGCUGGUCAUGCUGAGCUGGGCCGAAAAGCGGUAUCCAAACCUCCAGUGGCUGGUGCGGCAUGAUGACGACGUGUACCUGCGCGCGCCAGCUCUGCUAGCACAGCUGGCCAGUCGGCCUCCAGUACGCUACUUGUGGGGGAUGAUUGACCACGGCUCCAGUCCAGUUCGAGAUCCGGAGCAUCAGCACUACAACUCCUACGAACAGUUCCCAAAGCAAGAUCACCCGUCCUGGGGAGACAUCUUCCCACCCUAUGCCCGCGGUUUGCUCUGGGCGAUGUCUGCCGAUCUCGUGGCGGCCAUCGUGGAAGCCUUCAACGCCGAUGUGGAGGAGCGCGCCGGCGAAGUUCUUGGCGAGGCAGCUGCUAACACUGUUCCGCAUCCUGAUGAUCCAGCCGUUGGCGUGUUGAUCGCCGGCCUCGUGCAAGGCGGCAUGUCCAUCAACCUGGAUGAUCGCGAUUUCAACUCUUUCUCCCUCAACCCAUCCUGCAACUCCACCUUCUCCAACAUACACAAUCGCACGUGGGUCGUUCACCAUGUGCAGCCAGAAACCAUGCGCUGCAUGUGGGAGCUCGACACGGCAGAGGCGGCGCAAGGAAUCGCCUCACAAAACUCUGCAACCGAUGCCUCCAACAGGAUCUUCCCGGAUCUCUGUCUUUGCUCCACGGAAGUGGUCGAGGAAGAGGAUGGUGAAGAGGAGCCCUUCUGGUAUGACCGGUCGCGCUUCAACACCGCUCGGUGA
This is a messenger RNA of Symbiodinium necroappetens, 1122 nucleotides long. NCBI's taxonomy places the organism in Eukaryota, Dinophyceae, Suessiales, Symbiodiniaceae. The record is from the annotation of a GenBank genome assembly.